Messenger RNA from Lolium rigidum, 1095 nucleotides. RefSeq lists its product as uncharacterized. The transcript has a single exon. NCBI's taxonomy places the organism in Eukaryota, Viridiplantae, Streptophyta, Magnoliopsida, Poales, Poaceae. The record is from RefSeq and is a predicted model, not a curated record. Bases 1 to 1095 code for a protein of 364 amino acids.
AUGGGCGGCAGAUUGGAUGAGGGGUCGUCCAAGCGGCGGCGACGGAACGCCGAGAAGCCGCCGCGGAAGCAGCACCUUUACUUGGCCCUGGAUGACUGGGAGGGUGGGUACAGCAUCCACAAGCUUGACGCCGACAUCAUCUUGGACGAUAUAGGAGACGGGGGAGAGCACAAGCUUCCGGAGCCUGCUGCCAUCCGGAUAAAGACGCCAGUGUAUGGCAGGAUGAUCUUCACCGCUCUGGGCACCACCAUCUUCAUUGACACCAAUCCACACAACCGCGGCGACAACGCCCCCCCAACGUUUGUAUACGACACAGAGACUGCUGCCCUCACCGUGGGCCCGCGCAUUCCACGUGGGAUUGAUGGCUUAUCGACUUUCAUGGCUGCUAGCGAAAAGCUAUAUGCCUUGACAAGCGUAGACUCGCCAGAUCAUCCCUGUGUCCAGGCCUUAUCGUGGGCUCGCACCGCCACAGACAAGAUAUGGGAACCAGACAUGGACUGGUCCUGGAGCAGAGUGCGGUCGUCACAACCCCGGUGCCAUGGGAUCGACGUCGUCAGCUACGCGUUGCACCCGGACGGCCAUACCAUCUUCAUGUCCACGUACAAGGGAAGAACCUACACCUUCGACACCAGCACCGGCGAGUGGAAGGAGCUUGGGAACGAUUGGGUGUUGCCCUUCAGAGGACGAGCUUUCUUCGACGCACAGCUAAAUGCAUGGGUUGGGAUUGAUCGCAAGGAAGCUGGAUAUGUUUGUUGCUGCCAGAUUGCCUCCCGCAGCGCCACCACCAGACGGCCGCUGGAAUGCAGGGUGCUCAAGGAGAAGUUGUUCCGCUUCAACAACGAGGAGAAGUACAAGGACGGCGGCCGGUACAUGAAAGCCACGCUUACCUACAUGGGCGAUAGCAGAUUUUGCCUCGUCGAGAACAUCUUACGCAGCGAGGAAGGCGUCGACGACGGCACCGUGCUCCAUGUUACCUUGUUUGGCCUCAAGUACGACCACAUGGGAGAGCUCCGAACUAAGCUUCCCUGUGGCACUAAGUCCUAUGCAGUGUCCAAGAACAAUGCCUAUUUCUCUCACGCCGCAUUUUGGAUGUAA